CGAUCAAAUUUAAGGUCAAGGUGCUAUUUGUUACAAAAUGUAAACAUGCUUAUGAUUUUUCGUAUUUGUCAACAUUUAUUAAUAAUAUGUAAAUGUAUAGCUAAAGCUGUGAUUCUUUGGUUUAUUCCAAAGCGGGAAAAGGACAUUUCGCGAGAUGUCAUUCUGGUGACUGGCGGAGGGAGAGGAAUCGGACGUCAGUUAGCGCUUUCGUUUGCAAAACACAAACCUUCCCAGAUAAUUCUCUGGGGGCGACAUGGCGACACCUUGCAGAGCACGUGUGACGAAGUGAAGAAUCUGGGAGUGCUGUGUACAUACAUGGUCUGUGACGUGGGUGACAGGGAACAAGUGUAUAAAUGUGCUGAGAAAGUGAAGUCCAGCGUGGGUGACGUUACGAUCUUGGUGAAUAAUGCUGGUGUUGUAUUUGGUCAACUUAUACUCGACAGCUCAGAGGAACAGAUACAAACAACAAUAAAAACCAACAUACUGGCACAUUUCUGGACUGUAAAAAGUUUUAUACCUUCAAUGUUGGAGAGUAACUAUGGACACAUAGUCGUACUUUCAUCACUUCUGGGUUUGACGGGAAUGAAAAGGGCCGGAGAUUACGUCAGCUCAAAGUUCGCAACCACUGGAAUGGCCGAUGCCUUGAGAGAGGAGCUAAGAAUCAUGGGAAAAACAGGGGUUACGGUCACAAGUGUUCACCCAUACCAAGUAGAAAAUGAGAUGUUUGCUGGUUUAAAAACUAGGCUCAGCGGUUGGCUAUUACCUCCCCUCACCGAGACAUACGUUGCCGACCAAACAGUACGAGCCGUGUUGAGGGACCAACCUGUAUUAAUCUUACCCAGGCUCAUGUAUUUUGUCAUCUGGUUCCUAAGCUGGACUCCAAACAGGGUGAUUCUCGAGAUGGCCAAAUUAACUGGGUUGAGUUCCGCAAUGGACACUUUUCAUGGACGUUUGAAGCAGGAAUAAACUGCCUUGAUUAUCAACUGCAUGAUCAAGAUGAACGAGUCGUAUUUAUUUUUCUUAUGGAGCCGUUUACACCUAUCAACUUUUUCACUACUGUAUGCAGAUAAAAAAAGGAGGGGGGGCAUGCUUUAGCUCAGUCGGUCGAGUGCUCGCUUGAGGUGCUUGUGUCACAGGAUCGAACCACCUCGGUGGAUCCGUUCAACCGAUUGGGUUUUUCUCCUUCAGCCAGUGCACCACAACUGGUCAAAGGCCGUGGUAUGUGCUUUUCUGUCUGGCCAAGUACAUAUAAAAAUCCCUUGCUGCAUUAGAAAACCGGAUCCUUCUAAACACCGAACAUUUUAUUGGUCCAAAGGGAAGGUAGGAAAUGUUUAUUUAAUAAUGCACUCAACACAUAUCUACGGUUAUAUGACAUAUGGUUAAGGACCAGACACAUAUUGAGAGAGGAAACCUGCUGUCGCCACUUCUUGGUCUACUCUUUUUCAAUU
Molecule: messenger RNA, 1448 nt
Organism: Gigantopelta aegis
Lineage: Eukaryota; Metazoa; Mollusca; Gastropoda; Neomphalida; Peltospiridae
Product: short-chain dehydrogenase/reductase 3-like
Exons: 6
Coding region: 46-966 (306 amino acids)
Cellular component (GO): lipid droplet
Molecular function (GO): oxidoreductase activity, acting on the CH-OH group of donors, NAD or NADP as acceptor
Source: RefSeq, a predicted model, not a curated record